Mercenaria mercenaria is the source of this 1469-nucleotide messenger RNA. RefSeq lists its product as uncharacterized. The record is from RefSeq and is a predicted model, not a curated record. NCBI's taxonomy places the organism in Eukaryota, Metazoa, Mollusca, Bivalvia, Venerida, Veneridae. Bases 440 to 1096 code for a protein of 218 amino acids. The transcript is spliced from 8 exons.
GAGAGACUGUGAUGAAGUAGAUGGAAAGCGGGCGUACCAUGGUGGUAUCAAAUGUGUCAUGGCUUCGCCUCCUGGUAGCAUUGAAAAAGACGACCUGGAAUGUUGUGCAAGUGAGGCAGUUGACUCAAUAAUAGAAAUUCUUGAAACUAACGAAAAGCCUGUCAGUUCGAUUAUUGACAUACAUGCUGUAAAGGGGACACUUCAUUCAGAGGUGCCGACGAGGAUAUAUAUUCCACAUUACUCUGGAUUUAGUUCAAGCGAUGAAACUGUGGUCAAAGUAUCAUUGAAUCAAAAAGACUGGAUUACAGUUUAGCCAGUACCUACGACGUCGAAUAUUGAGGAACAAGAGAAGCUGGUAAAUAAACUUGCUGGAAUAGAAGUUAAUGACUUCAGUUCACUUAAAGCCAUUGUUGUAACAAGACCAAGAUGUCAAACUAUCAUGGUUGAUAAACCCGGUAUAUCAGUUCAAUCUACAAUGGACAAGAACAUUAAGCUCUUUGUUCCAAGAAAUGCAUUUGGCGUAAGAACAGAACUGAAAUUAAUGGUUCAGUCAGUUUCCGAACAGACACUUGCCUCAUUUGUGAAGGACAAUAAGGCUUUGGACAAUAUACAAGCUGUUAGUUCCAUUGUUACUCUCAUUAACGGAAAACAUCCAUUUAAAGCCAUUGAAAUUGACCUGAUGAAAGCGUCAAAGAAGCAAAAUGAUGGGAAGUUUCAACGUGGAAAGACAUACCAGAUGUAUACGACAAACGACAAAGUAUGGAAGUUUGCUGAUGUUGAGUAUAAAGGACAUCUGGACGAUGUAACAGUAAUGCUUCCUCCAGGUCGACAGAAAUACACCAUAAUUGAAGUAGAUAUGCCAUCAAGUUUUCCGAAAGAAAAUGUGCCUAGCAUUGCAGAGGCCUUGCAUAUCUGCAUCAACAAGACAGUCGUUGUGAUGAUUGCUAAACAACAUGAAGAUGAUUUAAAGAAAUGUGCAUUAAGAAUUGUAAGACGGGAGAUUAUCAAGGACACAUUAGAAUUUCUGAAAGGGAAUGGAUAUACAGAAGGUCCAGAUCGAAGCGCUGAAUUCAGUUUGCAGGAAGGCCAACAGUAGGAGGUCAACUGCACGGGGAAUAUUGAAAUUACAAAGGAACCAAAUCAAAAGAACAUAUUUACUUAUUUGACGUACAUUGGCGGGGUUGCGACUGACUUGACACUUCGCGUAAAGGAUUCCUGGAAACAGAAAGAUCUUCAAGCCUAUGCCGGAACAAUAAGAAGUACUGUUAUAAAGAAACAUGUAACUUCAGAAAAGUUAUUCACACUUUCAGUCGAAUUGACAAUAUCUCUCCCAAAGGUAUGACAUGUAUUGUCGCAUAAAUUAGUCUCCGCAAAAGUUCAUUUAACAGACAUUAAUUGCAAACUGCAAUAAUAAGGCUACCUUUGCUAAUUCAUAAGCAUUAUCCUUCACGUUGAAGAAAACUUAAAAU